This is a messenger RNA of Diversispora eburnea, 360 nucleotides long. NCBI's taxonomy places the organism in Eukaryota, Fungi, Glomeromycota, Glomeromycetes, Diversisporales, Diversisporaceae. The record is from the annotation of a GenBank genome assembly.
AUGUCUCAAGAAAUCUAUUGUCCAGCUGGUCAUUCUUACAAUAAGAAUAAAUACAUUAAUACAUCUACUGGAAUUUGUGAUUCAUGUAUUAAAGAACAUUUUAUUCAAGAAGUUGCUUUAAAAGAAAUAAAUGACUCUAGGCAUGAUAUAUCUAAAUUUCUUAAAGAGUCCAAUGAUACUUAUGAUAUUGAUUCUAAAGAAUCACAAGAAUGCUUUGAUUGGGAAAAAGAAAUUCAAAAUAAGGUUGAAAAGACACCAUUCACUUUAGGUUGUAAUUCUCGAAAAUCUAAAGAAUGCAUUAAUUUGGAUAACGAAGAUAAUAUUACACCUAAAAAAAUUAAGAAAAUUAAAAAAGACUAG